AAAAAUUUUGAUUUCUCUUUUGAUAUUUUUUUCUUUAUUAUAUAAUAGUUUUUAUAAUAUAUUUUGCGUUUUAUAACCUUGUUUAUAUUUUUUACGUGAUAAUUAUUUGUAAUAAUUUUCUUUCUAUAAAUUUGUGUAACGUUACUAUAUAUUAUAAUAUGGAAACUUACGAAAAUCAAAUCAAAUACAACGAUGAUGGCUCAGUAAAUGUACCAUUUGGUCGUGCUGCAGAAUGGUAUAUAUCAAAUGCAAAUCUUUUAAAAAAUUAUCGAUUAAAAAAUCAAAGUAGACAAGUUACUCCUAAACUUGUUAAAGCUGGAAUCUUAACAGUAGAACGUAAAACUAAAACUGGAACGGUAAAAUCAACAAAUCGUAUUGAUGAUGUUUUAGUUUUAACCAGUUUAGGAAGAGAUCUGGUUUCUCAAAUUGAAUUAGGAUUAGCCAAAAACCAACAAUGUUGGUAUUGGGUUAUGUAUUGUUCAGGUGAUGGAGGCAACUGUCAAAGAUUAUGCGGUAGUGUUGGAAAAUGUAAUGAAAAUUGUGAAAAUUAUAAUUUACGAAAUAAUUUGAAAAAUGGAAAUGAUAUGCACCAUUGUAGUGUCAGAGUUAUUUCUGAAUGUCGGUUAUCUUGGCUAUCAUUAGAAAAUCCAUUGCGAAUUACCAUUCAAGGAACUCAUCGUACAUUUUACAAUAAUAAUAUUCCUAAAAUUUCAAGAAUAAAUUUAACUUAUUCUGUCAGAGAUUCGAUAGCAUUAAGCAGAAGAGCAGACUACAGGACAGCCAAAGGGAUAAAAGCGAAAUUAUUAACAUCACUUAAUGGUGCAUCAGAAGAAGUAAUUAACAAUGCAUUAGCAAGCCAACGUAUAAUAUGUAAUAAUGACAAACUCAGGCAAUUUGUUGCCAGAGAUGAUAAGAAAUUAAAGGAUGAUACUGGUCCUAGGACUCAGCUUGAUAGUUUAGUAAAUAAUAUAUUAAAAUCUCAAGGUUUUAUAUUAUAUUAUCAAAUAGCAGACAUUAAUCAACCAGCUGAUUCACCUGACCGAUAUUAUCAACUUACAAUUUCUGAUGAGUUUUGGUUAAAAAAUGCUCGUGAUUACGGUAAAAUCUGUAUCGGAAUAGAUGGUAAAUAUGAUUUAAAUUUGGACCGUGCACCGGUAUUAUCAAUUGUCACUGAGAAUAGUGCUGGUUGCGGAUUGCCUGUUGCAUUUGCGCUAUUUAAUAAGGAAAAUCAUCAUACUAUAAAAUUGGCUAUUGACGCUAUUAAAAAAAAUAUCCCAUGUGAUAACGAGUUCUGUGAACACAAGUGGUACUAUGAAAAUCUUUUAUCUGGAAACGGAUUUCAACGAGUUCGUGAAUGUCAAAACAAUAAUUGGAAGCCAUAUAUCUUAAUUGAUAAGCAUAGACCAUCUAAACUUGCUAUCCAAAAUGCUUCACAUAAACCAAUUUUAUGUUGGUUUCAUAUUAUGAAAACUUUUAGUGAAAAUUUAAAUAAAUGGCAGAUACCUGCAAAAUUCAGAUAUCCAAUAGCAUUAGCGUUUAAAAUUGUAGGUCGUAGUCGAACUGAAGAAACUGCCAUUGAAAUGGCUAAGAAAUAUAUCGAAUUUAUUAACACUCUUCCAUUGGAAAAAACUAAAAAAGAUAAAUUAAUAGAUGAUUUAUCUAAAAAUUGGAUGUGCACGGAGUGGAAAUUAAGUUUUAUUGAUGCUGGUCGUAUUUCCAAAAACAUUACAAACAGAUUUCCAUGGACUACGAACAAUUUUACAGAACGGAUCAAUAGGACAAUUGAAGCAGUAUAUAGUGGUAAACAAACACCAUUGACAUUUGUUGAACGAAUGUAUGGAAUAAAAUUUCAAAGUGAAACUAUUGUAAGUCAUGAAGAUUUAAAUAAGUUUGAAUCUGGUUUAGUUACUUUAUUCAAUACUCAAACGAUUGAACAGCAAACUAAAGAUGAUAUGAUAUGUUGUGAUAAACUUCGAAGAUUAAAUCAAGGAAGAUUAGAUUUUCUUCUUAAUAUGGUUAAGAUAUCAUCAGACCAAAAUACUUUUCUUGUUAAAAAAAAAUCUGAUGAUUUAUUCGUAUCUUCUUAUGAUGAUAAGCCUUUGCGUCUAGAUGAGGAAAUUGUACGAAAAUUAAAUGAUAUGAUCAAUUUUCUUAUGAAAUCUUUAUUAUCCGAAAAUGUAAUAUUAGAACAAGGAUUUCAUAUAUGUAAUGUUAUUACUGGUGAAUGUACAUGCUGGGAAUACAUAUGGAAUAGUUCAUUACGUGAUAAAUGUAGGCACUGUCAUGCAGCCACUUUGCUUAUAGAAACACAACAAAAAGGACAUCUAGAAGUUGUAAACGAAGCAAAGAAAAAUCUUGUUCUCUAUUUUCGUAAUAAGGAACGAGUAGUUCCCGCGUCUAUAAAAAAUAAUGUAAUAUAUCAAGGUGACAUGGAAGAUUCUUAUCAAGAAAUUAUUAGAUUAUAUAAUAUGCAAGGUAAGAUGUUUGAAAUAAUUUUUUAAAAAUUAUUAUUGUUAUUUAUUAUAUUAAUCUUACUUUUGCUCAUUAGGUAAUAAAAUAUUUUAUCCACUUAAACGGUCAUCUCAGGAGAUUAAAGAUCCAUUUCGGCCAGCAGAAUUAAGUGAAAGAACAAAAUCAAAUUUAGGCGCACCUCCUAAAUUAUCUGCUAAACCUCGAUCGUCCCAUAGAAUAAAUUUACCAAACCAAUCACAAUCUGGUAAUACGUUUUCUAUACAACAAAGGAAAACAAAACAAAUUCGAAAUCUUAAACGAAAACGAGAAGAUAAUUUAUCUUCAAUUAGUACUGAGAAGUACAUCUUCAUUUGCAUCAUCAUCAUCGUUUAUAAUGCCAAGCCCACCCCGCAAUGUAUUUCAAUAUCUUCCAGAACUGCCAUC
Rhizophagus irregularis DAOM 181602=DAOM 197198 is the source of this 2895-nucleotide messenger RNA. The record is from RefSeq and is a predicted model, not a curated record. Lineage: Eukaryota; Fungi; Glomeromycota; Glomeromycetes; Glomerales; Glomeraceae.